GCGGCGCAUGCGCAGCCGCUCGGUCCGCCCGGCGGCCAUUGUGGCGGCGGCCGCGUCUCUCCUCACAGGGCCCUAUAGCGCCCUAUAGAUCCCUAUAGAGCCCUAUAGCGCCCCAUAAGUGGCUUCGUUAUGGCCGGGGUGGGGGCGAAACGUGGAGCCGGGGAUGGGGGGAGCGGCCCCCCCGAGAAAAAGCCGCCCCGGGAGGAGCAGCCGCCGACGACGCUGAUUGAACCGCUCAGGCUGGGGGGGAUCUCGUCAACGGAGGAGAUGGACGUGAAGGUGCUGCAGUUCCGCAACAAGAAGCUGUCGGAGCGGCUGGAGCAGCGGCAGCUGGUGGAGGACGAGCUGCGCGAGCGCAUCGAGAAGCUGGAGAAGCGCCAGGCGACCGACGACGCCACCCUGCUGCUGCUCAACCGCUUCUGGGGACAGCUGGAACAGGAGGUUCAGUCCCUAUUGAGAAGCACCGAGGGGGGGGAGGGGCCACCAGGACCCCCCCAAAACGACCCCCCCGAACCCCCCACCCCCACCGACGAGGCCCUUCCCCCGCGGGUGGGGGAGGGGUGGCCGGAAGCGGAGGAGCCGGCGGCGGGGGAGGGGCAGCGGCCCCGCUUGGCCUUCGCCCCCAAGGCCAUCGCCCGCCUGCAGGGGGCGCUGGGGGCGGCGCAGCGCCGGGCCAACGCGCUGGGGACCCGCCUGGCGCAGAGGGCGGAGCUGUCCGGGGAGCCCCAGGCGCGCCUGCGGGAGCUACUGGAGACACCUGGGACCCCUCCCGAACUCCUGGGUCCCUUUGUCCCCUGGGUCCCAUUGUCCCUUGGGUCCCCCGGGACGCCUGGGUCCCCCCGAACGCCUGGGUCCCUUUGUCCCUGGGGUCCCCCCGGACGCCUGGGUCCCCCUCAGACUCCUGGGUCCCCCCUGAACUCCUGGGUCCCUUUGUCCCUUGGGUCCCCCCCUGAACUCCUGGGUCCCUUUGUCCCCUGGGUCCCCCUUUGUCCCUUGGGUCCCCCCGGACGCCUGGGUCCCCCCGAACGCCUGGGUCCCUUUGUCCCCCCGGAUGCCUGGGUCCCCCAGACACCUGAGUCCCCCCCCAGACUCCUGGCGGAGCUGUCCGGGGAGCCGCGCGCGCGCCUGCGGGAGCUGCUGCGGGAGAACCGGCGCCUGCAGGAGCUGGAGCUGCAGCUGCACCAGAGACACCACCGGGUGGGCAUGCAGCUCUCAGAACUCCAGGACAAGGCGACGUCGGCCGAGACGAAGGUGCUGGAGAUGGGGACGACGCUGGAGGGGCUGCAGUGGGACAGCGCCAAACUGCGCAAGAGGGAGGGACACCUGGACAGACACCUGGCCAAGGCGCUCGAGCAGUUGACCUCGGGCUCCUAUGGCUGCGGCAGCUCCGGGGGGUUCCAGGGGGGACAGAUCACGCUCAGCGGCCAAAAGUUUGAGAUGCUGAACGCGGAGCUGGAGCAGAACCAGGAACUGGCCAACAGCCGCAUGGCCGAGCUGGAGAAGCUGCAGCUGGAGCUGCAGGGGGCGCUGAGGAGCCACGAGAGGCUCAAGGUGGCCCUGCGGGCGCUCCCCGAGGACGCGGUUCGCGAGGCGCUGGAGUACAAGGUGCUGCAGUCCCAGUUCUCCCUCCUGUACCACGAGAGCCUGCAGGUGAAGACCCAGCUGGACGAGGCCAGGGGGCUGCUCCUGGCCACCAAAAACAGCCACCUGCGCCACAUCGAGCACAUGGAGAGCGACGAGCUGGGGGUGCAGAAGCGCCUGCGCACCGAGGUGAUCCAACUGGAGGACACGCUGGCCCAGGUACGCAAGGAGUACGAGAUGCUGCGCAUCGAGUUCGAGCAGAACCUGGCGGCCAAUGAGCAGGCGGGCCCCAUCAACCGCGAGAUGCGGCACCUGAUCAGCAGCCUCCAGAACCACAACCACCAGCUCAAGGGCGACGUCCAGCGCUACAAGCGGAAGCUGCGGGAGGUACAGGCGGAGAUCAACAAGCUCCGCCUCCAAGCUAGCGGCGCCCCUCCCCCCCCCGGGCCCCACCCCUCCCCCACCCCCCCCAGCCUUGACGAGCCCGCCCCCAUUAAAGAAGAAGAACCCUCCGCCCCCCCCGUAGGCCCCGCCCCUUUGGACCCCAAAAAGGAGGCGGCCGUGCCACCCGAAGCUCCGCCCCCCGCCAAACGCCCCGCCCCCCCGCAAGAAGAGGAAGAACCCAUGGUGGCCCCGCCCCCCCCAGUGCCCCGCCCCCCUCCAGCUAAAGAGGCUCCGCCCCCUCGGCCUGGCCCCUCCCCCAGGGGGGGACCCCGAGAACGGGAACGACCCCCCCGGGGUGGGGGGGGAGGGGCGGGGGGGGGACCCCAAGAAGAGCCCAAGAAGAAGGAUUCGGAGGCGCUAAAGCAGCUGAGGGGGGAGCUCAAGAAAGCCCAGGAGAGCCAGAAGGAGAUGAAGCUGCUGCUGGACAUGUACAAAUCGGCGCCCAAAGAGCAGAGGGACAAGGUGCAGCUCAUGGCGGCCGAGAGGAAGAGCAAGGCCGAGCUGGAGGAGCUGCGGGCGCGCGCGCGGGAGCUGGAGGAGCGCGAGCGGCGCGAGAGCAAGAAGCUGGCGGACGAGGAGGCGCUGCGCAGGCUGCGAUUGGCCGAGGAGCAGAUCGAGCACCUGCAGCGCAAGCUGGCGGCCACCAAGCAGGAGGAGGAGGCGCUGCUGUCGGAGAUGGACGUGACGGGCCAGGCGUUCGAGGACAUGCAGGAGCAGAACCUGCGGCUGCUGCAGCAGCUGCGCGAGAAGGACGACGCCAACUUCAAGCUCAUGUCGGAGCGCAUCAAAGCCAAUCAGAUCCACAAGCUGCUGCGCGAGGAGAAGGACGAGCUGGCCGAGCAGGUCCUGGCGCUCAAGGCACAGGUGGACGCGCAGCUGCUGGUGGUGCAGAAGCUGGAGGAGAAGGAGCGGGGGCUGCAGAGCAGCCUGGCGGCCGUGGAGAAGGAGCUGGCGCUGCGGACACAGGCCCUGGAGCUCAACAAGAGGAAGGCGGUGGAGGCGGCGCAGGCGGCCGAGGACCUGCGGGCGCAGGGCGAGCACGUGCAGGGGCGGCUGCGGGAGCUGGCGGCGGCGGCGGCCGAGAACCGGGCGGCCAAGGACAAGGAGGCGCUGGGGCUCAAACGGGCCCAGGAGGAGCUGUCGCGCCUGCGCCGCAAGCUGGAGAAGCAACGCAAGGUGGAGGUUUACGCCGACGCCGACCAGAUCCUGCAGGAGGAGAUCAAGGAGUACCGGGCCCGCCUGACCUGCCCCUGCUGCAACGCCCGCAAGAAGGACGCCGUCCUCACCAAGUGCUUCCACGUCUUCUGCUUCGAGUGCGUCAAGAGCCGCUACGACACCCGCCAGCGCAAGUGCCCCAAGUGCAACGCGGCCUUCGGCGCCCACGACUUCCACCGCGUCUAUAUCAGCUGAGCCCCGCGUGCCACCCGCUUCCCGUCGCGGCCAUGGGGGGUUGUUGGCCAACUGAGGGACUUGGUGGUCAACCAUGGGCAACUGAGGUCAACCGUGGGUAACCGAGGUCAACCAUGAUCAACCGUGGUCAACCAAGACCAACCAUGGUCAACCAUGGUCAACCUUGGGCAACCAAGAUCAACCGAAGUCAACUAUGGUCAACCAAGACCAACCAUGAGCAACCAACAUCAACCAUGGUCAACCAAGGUCAACCUUGGGCAACCAAGAUCAGCCAUGGUCAACCAAGGUCAACCUUUGGCAACCAAGAUCAACCAUGGUCAACCAAGGUCAACCUUGGGCAACCAAGAUCAACCAUGGGCAACCAAGGUAAACCAUGGUCAACCAAGACCAGCCAUGGUCAACCAAGGUCAACCUUGGGCAACCAAGAUCAACCAUGGUCAACCAAGACCAACCAUGAGCAACCGAGAUCAACCAUGGUCAAUCAUGGUCAUCCAAGACCAACCAUGGUCAACCAAGGUCAACCAUGGUCAACCAAGGUCAACCUUGGGCAACCAAGAUCAACUGAGGUCAACCAUGGUCAUCCAAGACCAACCAUGGUCAACCUUGGGCAACCAAGAUCAACCGAAGUCAACCAUGGUCAACCAAGACCAACCAUGAGCAAGCAACAUCAACCAUGGUCAACCAAGGUCAAUCGUGGUCAACCAAGACCAAACAUGAGCAACCAACAUCAACCAUGGUCAACCAAGGUCAACCAUGAUCAACCAUGGUCAACCAAGACCAGCCAUGGUCAACCAAGGUCAACCUUGGGCAACCAAGGUCAACCUUGGGCAACCAAGAUCAACCAUGGUCAACCAUGGUCAACCAAGACCAACCAUGAGCAACCGAAAUCAACCAUGGUCAACCAUGGUCAUCCAAGACCAACCAUGGUCAUCCAAGACCAAGCAUGGUCAACCAAGGUCAACCAUGGUCAACCUUGGGCAACCAAGAUCAACUGAGGUCAACCAUGGUCAUACAAGACCAACCAUGAGCAAGCAACAUCAACCAUGGUCAACCAAGGUCAACCAUGGGCAACCGAGGUCAACCAUGAUCAACCAUGGUCAACCAAGACCAGCCGUGGUCAACCAAGGUCAACCAAGAUCAACCAUGGUCAACCAAGACCAACCAUGAGCAACCAUGGUCAUCCAAGACCAACCAUGGUCAACUGACGUCAACCAUGGCCAACCAAGACCAACCAUGGUCAACCAAGACCAACCAUGGCCAACCAAGACCAACCAUGGUCAUCCAAGACCAACCAUGGUCAACCAAGACCAACCAUGGCCAACCAAGACCAACCAUGGCCAACCACAGGUCAUCACCACCUUGGAGACCCCACUUUCUUCUGCCUCCUCAUUGGUUGAACCCCCCACGAUGCUCAUUGGCCAACCCGCCCACCCCCUCAGCCAAUCACAACCCUCGGAGACAAGUCGACGCCCCCUGCAGGACCAACCCCCGCUUCAUGUCCGUGUUGGAACCCCCAGGUGCCCCACGGCACCCAUGGGUGCCCCCCUGGUGACCUAUGGGUGCUCCCCACCCCCACCCCCCGUGACCCAUAGGUGGCCCCGCCCCCUUCCAACCCAUCCCAACCAAUAAAGCGCUUGGAGCUGC
Columba livia (rock pigeon) is the source of this 5079-nucleotide messenger RNA. RefSeq names its product ring finger protein 40 (gene RNF40). Gene Ontology annotation, molecular function: metal ion binding; ubiquitin protein ligase activity. Gene Ontology annotation, cellular component: nucleus; HULC complex. The transcript has 22 exons. The coding region runs from base 130 to 3435 and encodes 1101 amino acids. The record is from RefSeq and is a predicted model, not a curated record. Lineage: Eukaryota; Metazoa; Chordata; Aves; Columbiformes; Columbidae.